Molecule: messenger RNA, 241 nt
Organism: Aptenodytes forsteri (emperor penguin)
Lineage: Eukaryota; Metazoa; Chordata; Aves; Sphenisciformes; Spheniscidae
Gene: PMAIP1
Product: phorbol-12-myristate-13-acetate-induced protein 1
Exons: 2
Coding region: 1-219 (72 amino acids)
Biological process (GO): DNA damage response; apoptotic process; release of cytochrome c from mitochondria
Source: RefSeq, a predicted model, not a curated record
AUGUCCCGGUGCGUGUCAGCCAGCGACACGCCGUGCAGGCACUGCGCUGCCACGGGGAGGAUCGAGCAGGAGGAGGGCAGCCGACGGCCGUGCGUGUGCCCUGCAGAGCGGGAGGUGGUGGCGGAGUGCGCCCUGCAGCUGCGCAGGAUAGGCGACAAGUGGGACCUGCGGCAGAAGAUCCUGAACCUGCUCACGAAGCUAUUCUGCCCGGAAACGUGAGCUCCCCUCGGACACGGUGUGC